AUGAUGAAGAGGAAAAGCACAGAGGAAAUCUCGAGUCAUUUAGUGACACCGGAGGAACCAAGCACCAUAAAAGAUAAGACACGACCAGGCAAUGAGUCAACUGAACUGGAGAAAAUAGGAGGAGAAAGCAGUUCAACUGUUACGAAGGAUGAUGACUCAGUGACUAAGGAUCCAUUUUUAUCUUCUCUUAGGAGUACCACAGAAUUGGAGAACUCGAUAGUGAGUCUAGUACAAAGAUUGAAAGACUCUACAGAUAAAGAGAUUGUAGAAAAUGAAGAAAUUAUUGAGGUUUUAGAGAAAGCAUUAACAUCUAUUUCGCAUUGGACUCUGCAGUCGCAACUACUGCAACUACAACAGAAAAAUAGUGAUAGGAGCGCAGUGGAGGUCUCUUUAGCUAAAAAGGAGGUAGAAUUUCUAGCAAAGAGAAAAAAUUCACAAAGGUCUGAUGCCUCAGAAAAGGAAUCAGUGAAAAGGUUUAAGAUUAAACAAUAUUCCAAUGAUAAAUUUGUUAAUUCAAAAGAUGGAGGUGAAUCGCCACAGAAGAAAAGUAAAAUUGGCACAUCAGCUCAGAAGAAACCACAUCCUAAUACCCUCCCCAUGACAACAUCCGAACAACCAGAAACUCGUGAAAGUCCCCCAACAGCAGGCUCACUUAAACUGGUCGAAAAUAAUAAAGUGCAUCCAAGAAUGAGGAGGACAAGUGAUAACCCUUCUACAAAUGAAUAUAUACGGGUUUUCCAUCUACAGAAAAGCCUAGGAAAUGAAAAAUCGUGA
Messenger RNA from Naumovozyma castellii, 774 nucleotides. RefSeq lists its product as uncharacterized. The transcript has a single exon. Bases 1 to 774 code for a protein of 257 amino acids. The record is from RefSeq and is a predicted model, not a curated record. NCBI's taxonomy places the organism in Eukaryota, Fungi, Ascomycota, Saccharomycetes, Saccharomycetales, Saccharomycetaceae.